UAAUUUCCGAUUAAUCCCCGAUUUUCUCUUUAGGCGCUAGGCCCAACCCGACCGCCCGACUAGCGCCUAGCGCGUUCCCGAACAGGGGGUGUAACCUACAAAUAUACUGUUUCUUAUGAUAUUCAAUUGAAAUCCAAAAUAUGAUCUCAUACCCUUUAGUUAGUGUGGUGGGUUGUUUUGAACCCAGAUCGCUUAGCUUCUCAAAGCCUGCCUACCACUACCACUAGACCACUCAUGUGUAUAGAAUGACAUUAACUGUGAAUGUUGAAACCAACUUUCUCUAACGAUCCACAUAAAUCCUCAACUUUUCAAGAAUGACAAACUAUCUCCCAGAUCCCUUAACCACUUCCACUAAACCCAGUCUUAUUAAAGAAGAAGAACGAUUUGAUGAAGAAACAUUGAGCUUACAAGCAGAGCGGAUCUUGUACUCCGUUACAUUCCCUAUGGUUUUCAAAACCGCCUUGGAACUUGGCGUUAUUGACACGAUCGUAGCUGCACAAGGUGUAUGGCUCUCGGCUGCUGAUAUUGCACUUCGUCUCCCAACAAAACCCACCAACCCGGAGGCACCGAUUUUGUUGGACCGGAUGCUGGUUUUACUAGUCAGUCAUUCAAUCUUGACGUCCCGUAUGGUUGAAGCCGGAGAGAACGGUCAAACCGGAAAUGGUGAGAGGCUAUAUGCUGCUGAACCGGUUUGCAUGUUUUUCUUAAACCGUGGAGAAGGCUCAGGUUCUCUCGCGUCUCUGUUUAUGGUUGCCCUAAGCGAAGUCUAUUUUAAGAGUUGGACUCAUCUCAAAGAUAUGAUUAUAGAAGGAAAAGAUGCAUUCACCUCUGCUCAUGGCAUGAAACUCUUUGAAUACAUUGGUUCAAAGGAACCGUUCGGUGAGCUGUUUAACCGGGCAAUGUCAGAAGCUUCUGCCCUCACCAUGAAGAAAGUUUUAGAAGUUUAUAGAGGAUUUAAAGAUGUAAAUACUUUAGUGGAUGUUGGAGGAGGCAUUGGAACUGUUAUAAAUCUAGUGGUUUCCAAGUAUCCUCACAUCAAAGGCAUCAAUUUUGACCUACCCUCAGUAUUAGCCCAUCCUUCUGUUUAUCCAGGAGUGGAGAAUGUUUCAGGAGAUAUGUUUAAAGAAAUUCCAAACGGAGAUGCCAUCUUCUUGAAAUGGAUACUACAUGAUUGGACAGAUGAAGAUUGUGUAAAAAUUCUAAAAAAUUGCUGGCAAAGUCUUUCUGAGGGAGGAAAAGUGAUAAUAGUCGAAAUGACUACUCCCGAAAAUACAAAGAUCAACGACUUCUCUUCGAACAUUGUGUAUGCCAUGGACAUGUUGAUGUUAACCCCUGUUCGAAAACGCGGCCACCUAGCCGCCUAGGCGGCCAUUUAGGCGUUGCUCGGAGUCCAUCCGCCACGAUUAUGACCUGAUCGGUCACACUAGGCGCUGGACCGCGUUAACACGCUUUGACCGUGUAUUAUCUGCGUAAUAUUACCAGUCUUAAACGCUUAAAACUCAAAAAAAAAUAAACUACUGGGCCUACAGCAGAUUUAUGGAAACCCAAUUGCAAGUUAUAAUGAUGGCAACUCUAAAUGAGUAUUUAUAGGCGUCUUCAGCAUUACCCUUCCUUAUGUUUAACCGAUGUGGGACUUUGUUUCAUAGGUGUUUUUAAAAAAAAAAAUUUAAUUAAAAACACCCUACUGUUGGAUCGAUCCCUGUACCUCAUAAGAGGUUGACAACAUCAAACACCAAUAGACCACAACGUCUUUUGACGUAUGUACAUAUACUGACACAUAUAUAAACAUUAUUGUAAUAAAAAUAUGACAUUAACAAUAACUUUUGUUAAACCAAUAAAUUAAAACUUCAAUAAUAUACAAAAAACUAUUACAUUCUAAUAUAUUUAUAUUAUAUAUUUAAUUUAAAUAUUAUUAUAAAUAUAAUAGUAAUAAAAACUAGUCCCUGCGUAUACCCCGAUUAAUCCCCGAUUUUUCGAUAACUCGCUAGGCCCGGAAUCACCGCCCGACUAGCGCUUAGCGUAGUUUCGAACAGGGUGUUAACCCAAUGCUCGGGUGGUAAGGAGAGGUCUUUCUCCCAGAUCAAGAAUUUAGCCUGUGAUUCGGGUUUUGUUCGUUGUGAAAUCAAAUGUCAUGCCUACUCAUAUUGUAUUAUUGAGCUCCACAAAUAGAUUAAAAAUGUUACGAAAGAAGUUUCAUCCCGUCCUUGUGAAGACCACAAACCUAAGAAGUUUCUUUCUUAUUUCGAUUCGAUCCAAAAAAUCCGUAUAUCCAUAAUUUUUCGGAAUAAAACAUAUUUUAAAAAAGUAGUUUCUUUGUUCUCAA
Molecule: messenger RNA, 2323 nt
Organism: Brassica napus (rape)
Lineage: Eukaryota; Viridiplantae; Streptophyta; Magnoliopsida; Brassicales; Brassicaceae
Product: indole glucosinolate O-methyltransferase 4-like
Exons: 4
Coding region: 315-1364 (349 amino acids)
Biological process (GO): methylation
Molecular function (GO): S-adenosylmethionine-dependent methyltransferase activity; protein dimerization activity; O-methyltransferase activity
Source: RefSeq, a predicted model, not a curated record